AUCACUUUCUAACGUGUACAUCUUCAUAAUUUAAAAGCUCACAAUUCAAGCUCACAAAUAAUAAAUAAUGAAUCGUGAGUAACAGUCAUUAUCUAUGAAUCUUUUUAUAUUUUUCGGUUUUGGAGUAAUUUUCAAUAUUUAUCCAACAUUCUUAAAAGUUGGAUCCAUCCAUUAAUAUAAGAAUGGUCGGAGCUUAUGAAAUCGAUGAAGAAAUAAUUGAACAAUUAACAAGAGGUUAUGAGUCAAGUUCAAUAAUGUUACAAGCUAUCAAUUUUCGAAAAAAAAUUCCAUGAUUGUGUAAUAAAUGAAAAAUAUAUCGUUUUUGCUCAGCUGGAAAAUCAUCAUAUUAAAGAUUUAAAUCAAGUCAAUAAAUAUGUAACGUUGCUUUAGGAUUGCAACAAGUGUGAUUCUGAAAAUAAAACAUUCCCAAGUUAAUAUAACUCACGAGCUGUGCUACUGGUUUAAUAGAUUUGGUAUAAGGAAUCGGUAUUGUAGAAUUUCAACGUGUAGUCAAAAACUAACUCAUACUCAUAGUUGCAUCAUCUAUUUACUAUGAAAAUCUAGUAAAUUGACAUUUUAAUUUGACGUCUGAUUUAAUCUGUUUGAAAUUUGUUUUCUCACUGGAAUAAUUUUCAUACAAGAAAAAAGAGAAGUUUUUGUGAAACACGACCAAAAAGUGGUGACAAAAGUGAACGUGUCAAUUAGCAAGAGAAAGUUUUCAGUAAUUUAAAAAAUUACAUACGGUAUGAGGAAGUAAUUCAUUAAAUUGGACUCUAGGCAAUAAAAUCUCUCAGUAUUGAUGUUACUGCUAUAUUGGAAUAUUUACAAAUUUUGAUUAGUGUUCAUAAGAUAUACACAAUGGAUAACAAUUUAAAAUCCAACGAAAUUGCUGCUGAAAUAAAAAAUAAUAUUAUAAAGAAAGAACAUGUUAAUCAGUCAAUCAGUGAAACAAAUCAAUCUAAUGGCCAUUCGAAUGGCACAUCAGUUCCAGAUCGAAAUGAUAAAGUUAAAAAAACUGGAAAGUGUAAUUGCAAUUCAUCAUACGUAGAAGAUAAACCUGAAGGAAGGGUUCUUGUGAUUUAUACUGGAGGAACAAUUGGAAUGAUGAGGAAUGAGCAAGGAGCUUUAGCUCCAAUACCGAAUAAAUUUGUUAAAACACUAAAAACUUACCCACACAUGCAUGAUCGGAAUUAUGCUGAAAAGAGAUUUGGAUUAUUAGAUUCAUUAGUAUUACCAAUGCGGAAAACAGAUGGCAGGCGUAUAAUCUACAAUGUUUUGGAAUACUCGCCUCUUUUAGACUCUAGCAACAUGACAAUGGAUGACUGGAUUAAAAUAGCUUCAGAUAUAAGGGAACACUAUGAAUUUUAUGAUGGUUUUGUUGUUCUUCAUGGCACAGAUACUUUGAGCUACACUGCGUCAGCACUUUCAUUUAUGCUUGAAGCUCUUGGUAAAACGGUGGUAAUAACUGGAUCCCAAUUACCUAUCUUUGACACAAGAAGCGAUGGCCUUCAUAACUUUUUAACAUCUCUAGUAAUUGCUGGCAAUUACAAUAUUCCUGAGGUUUGUGUAUUUUUUGACACUCAUUUGAUGCGUGGAAAUCGAACCAGUAAAAUGGCUGCUGCUUCAUUUGAUGCUUUUUCAUCCCCUAACUGCCCACCAUUAGCAAUUGCAGGCAUUCAAAUUGAAGUAAAUUAUCAGUCAAUCUUCCGACCAUGUGCGUUAGAAAAAUUUCAUGUUCAUAAAGUGUUAAAUCGAAACGUGGGGCUAUUAAGAAUUUUUCCAAGCAUCACAGCAGAUUUAGUCAGAACAUUUGUUCAGCCACCCAUUGAAGGAGUCAUUCUGCAGACAUAUGGAGCAGGAAAUAUACCAGCGAAUCGUCAGGAUAUCUUAGAUGUUCUACGUAGUGCUGCAGAACGUGGCGUUAUCAUUGUCAAUAUUACUCAAUGUACAAAAGAUGGUGUUACAGAUAUUUAUGAACCAGGAAAAUUACUCAUCGAUGCUGGUGUUACUAUUGGUUAUGAUUUAACUCCAGAAGCUGCCUUAACAAAACUAGCAUAUGUUUUAUCUAAAACAGAAUGGGAUAUUUGGACUAAACGAAAAAUGAUGAAAACUAAUUUGCGAGGAGAAUUAACAACAAAUCAUCAGGUAGAUUUGCAAGAUAAAGAAUUAUUAAUGGGAUGGCUUGGUCUUCAUUCUGAAACUGAACUUCUUGCUUUGGCACCGACUAUCUUCCCUGCAUUAAUGAUGCAAGCUGUUUUAUCUCGAGAUUUAGCGAAAAUUGUUUCAUUAAAAAAUAAUGGUGCUGAUGUUUCUCAAUUGAAUAUUGAUUCAAGAACAGUUUUACAUAUUGCUUGUUGUGAAGGUGAUAUCAAUAUGGUUAAAGCACUCUUAGAAAUGGGUGCAAAUGUACAUAUUAAAGAUCGAUUUGAUCGCACUCCACUUACUGAGGCUGUAGAAAAUGAUUAUCAUGAGAUAAUAAAACUGUUACGGCAAUGUGGUGCGCAUCUUCACGAGGAUCCUGUUAUAUUGGGUCAAAAAUUAUGUAAUGCAGCAGCAAGUGGAAAUCUUAAACGACUUCAGUCAUUUCAAAUUGCAGGAGCUAAUCUUUCUCAAGCUGAUUCUUCCGGCAGGACUGCUCUACAUAAUGCAGCACUUCAUAAUAGGCCUGGAAUAGCAAGUUUCCUCUUAAAAAAUGGAAGUGAUGUAGAAAAUAUAGAUUUAUUGGGCCAUACACCUCUUGUCCUAGCACAAUUAAUGAAAUCAAAAGAUGUUUUGAAAAUUUUUGACAAUUUCUACAGUAAUUCAAAAAUAUUUGAGAAUAUUAUCACUUAAAAGAUGUAUUGCGUAGAUAUUCAACUCUUCUAAUUUAAAGUUAAUGACAGGAGAAAGUAAAAAUCUGACAACCCCCGAUGCGUAUCAUGUGUUUUACAUGAUGGGACAUUUUUUCAUGCUGCGCGCAUCUGGACAAUGAAAGUCGAUUGUCAUGCUGGUUAAAAAGAUUGCGAGAGUAGAUGAAAAACUUAAGAAUAUACUGGAAACUGAUGUAACAAGUUUAAAAGUAAUAAUAAAAAUUUAUUUAUUUGUAAA
This is a messenger RNA of Chelonus insularis, 3087 nucleotides long. RefSeq names its product L-asparaginase 1-like. The transcript is spliced from 11 exons. The record is from RefSeq and is a predicted model, not a curated record. Gene Ontology annotation, molecular function: protein binding; asparaginase activity. NCBI's taxonomy places the organism in Eukaryota, Metazoa, Arthropoda, Insecta, Hymenoptera, Braconidae. Bases 859 to 2832 code for a protein of 657 amino acids. Gene Ontology annotation, biological process: amino acid metabolic process.